This is a messenger RNA of Scophthalmus maximus (turbot), 9794 nucleotides long. It is a transcript of the gene myh14, whose product is annotated as myosin, heavy chain 14, non-muscle. NCBI's taxonomy places the organism in Eukaryota, Metazoa, Chordata, Actinopteri, Pleuronectiformes, Scophthalmidae. Gene Ontology annotation, cellular component: myosin complex. The coding region runs from base 167 to 6349 and encodes 2060 amino acids. The transcript has 46 exons. The record is from RefSeq and is a predicted model, not a curated record. Gene Ontology annotation, molecular function: actin filament binding; ATP binding; cytoskeletal motor activity.
UGUGUGCGGCUUCGCUGGGAGAGCGGUGCAAUGAUAAAAGCCGCAUAUGCGGCAGGCUAUACACCUAUCAGGCAGGAAAAUACCCGAGAAACAGCCUCGUCCCGGUUCUCCCCGCAACGCAGCCUUACCCACGACUCAUAGCGGAACCUGAAGUGCCAGUAGUACCAUGUCCAGGCCAACGGGGGGUGGUGUCAACGAUGUCACCCGCUUCCUGUCAUUGGGGGCGGCGCCGCCAGGGUCUCCCACCUCCAACGCCUCGUUCUCCGCUGCCAGCCAGGCCGACUGGGCAGCAAAGAGGCUGGUGUGGGUGCCAUCGGAGAAGCAUGGCUUUGAAUCGGCCAGUAUUCGGGAGGAGCGGGGCGACGAGGUGGAGGUUGAGCUCACAGACAGCCAGCGGAAGUUGACCCUGUCCAGGGAGGAGGUGCAGCGGAUGAACCCUCCUCGCUUCAGUAAAGUGGAGGACAUGGCCGACCUCACCUGCCUCAACGAAGCCUCUGUGCUGCACAACCUGAGAGAAAGAUACUACUCUGGUUUGAUCUACACAUAUUCAGGAUUGUUCUGCGUGGUGGUGAACCCUUACAAGAACCUGCCUGUCUACACAGAGUCCAUAGUGGAGAUGUACCGGGGCAAAAAACGCCACGAGAUGCCCCCGCACAUCUACGCCAUAUCAGAAGCUGCCUAUCGCAGCAUGCUACAAGACAGAGAAGAUCAGGCGAUCCUCUGCACUGGCGAAUCUGGAGCUGGGAAAACUGAGAACACUAAGAAAGUCAUCCAAUAUUUGGCUCACGUUGCCUCCUCCCAUAAGAGUGGCACUCCUGGUAGGAACAAGGAUGCUGCGCAGAUGGAUGGCUCUCGGUCCUUAACAAGAGGCAGCACUAUGGUGAACAGGAGUUUACAAUAUGGCGAGCUGGAGAGGCAGCUGCUGCAGGCCAACCCCAUACUGGAGGCCUUUGGCAACGCAAAGACUGUCAAGAACGACAACUCUUCUAGAUUUGGUAAAUUCAUCCGCAUUAAUUUUGAUGUGGCGGGUUACAUUGUCGGUGCCAACAUCGAGACCUACCUCCUUGAAAAGUCUCGGGCCACUCGUCAGGCCAAAGAUGAAAGGACAUUCCACAUCUUUUACCAGAUGUUGUGCGGAGCUUCAGAUGAAACCAGAGCGGACCUGCUCUUAGGAACAGCUGAUGAGUACCGCUUUCUCAGCGGAGGUUCCAUCCCUGUUCCUGGUCAGAGCGAUUCAGAGAACUUCACCCAGACCAUGGACUCUAUGGCCAUAAUGGGCUUCACCCCAGAAGAGUUACUGUCCAUGCUGAAGGUGAUCUCCUCUGUGCUCCAGUUUGGCAAUAUUACCUUCAUGAAGGAGAAGAACCACGACCAGGCGUCCAUGCCUGAUAACACGGCCGCUCAGAAACUGUGCCAUCUUCUGGGCAUCAACGUGCUAGAGUUCACUCGGGCCAUCCUCACGCCCCGGAUCAAAGUGGGUCGGGAGUACGUGCAGAAGGCCCAGACGAAAGAACAGGCUGACUUUGCUGUGGAGGCCUUGGGGAAGGCCACAUAUGAGCGUUUGUUCAGAUGGCUGGUGCACAGGGUCAACAGAGCUCUGGACCGCAGACAGAGACAAGGGGCCUCCUUCAUAGGGAUCCUUGAUAUUGCUGGAUUUGAGAUCUUCCAGCUAAACUCCUUUGAGCAGCUGUGCAUUAACUACACCAAUGAGAAGCUGCAGCAGCUCUUCAACCACACCAUGUUCAUUCUGGAGCAGGAGGAGUACCAGCGGGAGGGCAUCGAGUGGAACUUCAUCGACUUUGGCCUGGACCUACAGCCCUGCAUCGAUCUCAUUGAGAAACCGGCCCACCCGCCUGGUGUUCUGGCCCUGCUGGAUGAAGAGUGUUGGUUCCCUCGGGCGACAGACCGCUCAUUUGUGGAGAAGGUGUCUGCCGAACAAGGCAGCCAUCCAAAAUUCUUCAGGUCGAAGCAGCCGCGCGGGGAAGCUGACUUCUCUAUCAUUCACUAUGCAGGAAAGGUGAACUAUAAGGCAGAUGAUUGGUUGGUGAAGAACAUGGAUCCUCUGAACGACAACGUGGCGUCUCUGCUCCACCAGUCUUCUGAUCAUUUUGUCUCAGAACUCUGGAAGGAGGAUAUCCAAACUCUUCCCCGUGUGUACUUUUUUGACUCCUAUGCGACAUUACAGGCUAAUGGCUCCGACAUGGACAGGAUUGUGGGUCUGGACCAGGUGUCGUCAGGAGAGAGCAGCGGGCCGGUCACGUUCGGAGCAUCUGGGCUGAAGACCAAGAAGGGAAUGUUUAGGACUGUUGGUCAGCUGUACAAGGAGUCUCUCACCAAGCUUAUGGCCACACUGAGGAACACCAACCCCAACUUCCUCCGCUGUAUCAUCCCCAACCAUGAGAAGAGGGCUGGUAAGCUGUCUCCCAAUUUGGUUUUGGACCAGCUGAGGUGUAAUGGAGUUUUGGAGGGGAUCCGUAUCUGCAGACAAGGCUUCCCGAACCGCAUCCCAUUCCAGGAGUUCAGACAGAGAUAUGAGAUCCUGACUCCUAACGCCAUCCCUCGCACCUUCAUGGAUGGCAAACAGGCAUCAGAACUCAUGAUCAGUGCUUUGGAGCUCGAUCACAACCUGUUCAGAGUUGGUCAGAGUAAAGUCUUCUUCAGAGCUGGAGUCCUCGCUCACCUGGAAGAGGAGAGAGACCUUAAGAUCACUGACACCAUCAUACGCUUCCAGAGCGCCGCCAGAGGCUUCCUAGCACGCAAAGCCUUUUUGAAGAAGCAGCAGCAGCUCAGUGCGAUGAGAGUGAUGCAGAGGAACUGUGCUGCUUACCUCAAACUCAGGAACUGGCAGUGGUGGCGGCUGUUCACUAAGGUGAAGCCCCUGCUGCAGGUGACCCGUCAGGACGACGAGAUCCAGGUAAGGGAAAUUGAGCUCCAGAAGGCGAAGGACAAUCUCACCCGAGUGGAGCUGGACUACACCGAGCUGGACAGGAAACACGCUCAGCUGAUGGAGGAGAAGUCCGUGCUGGCUGACCAGCUGCAGGCGGAGGCGGAGCUGUUUGCAGAGGCGGAGGAGAUGAGAGCCAGGCUGGCCAAUCGGAAACAGGAGCUGGAGGAGGUGCUCGGCGAGCUGGAGAGUCGACUGGAGGAAGAGGAGGAGAGGGGUGUGCAGUUGACCAAUGAGAAGAAGAAGAUGCAGCAGAAUGUACAGGACCUGGAGGAGCAGUUAGAGGAGGAGGAAACUGCCCGACAGCGCCUCCUGCUGGAGAAGGUUACCUUGGAGACCAAAGUGAAAAGUUUCGAAACCGACCUGCUGAAUACAGUGGAGCAGAAAGACCGACUCAGCAAGGAGAAGAAACAGCUUGAGGAGCGUCUGAGUGAGGUCACUGACCAGCUCACUGAGGAAGAGGAGAAAAGCAAAAGCCUGAACAAACUAAAAAACAAACAGGAGGCCGUCAUCGCCGACUUAGAGGAGCGCCUGAAGCGCGAGGAGCAGGGUCGCUUGGAGCAGGACAAGUGGAAGAGGAGGAUGGAGAGCGAGUCAGUGGAGACCCAGGAGCAGCUGUCAGACCUGGGCAUGAUGUCCGCCGAGCUGAAGGGAAGUCUGGCUCAGAAGGAAAAGGAAAUCACCACCUUACAGGGCCGGCUGGAGGAAGAGGGUGCUCGCCGUGCUGAAGCUCAGAGGGCAUUAAGGGAGGCCAUGUCCCAGGUGUCUGAGCUAAAGGAGGAAGUGGAGAAUGAGCGAGGGAUGAGAGAAAGGGCAGAGAAGCAGAGGCGAGACCUGGGGGAGGAGUUGGAGGCUUUGAGAACUGAGCUGGAGGACACUUUGGACACCACAGCUGCCCAGCAGGAGCUAAGGUCCCGUCGAGAGGCAGAGCUAAAUGAGCUCCAGCGAUGUGUUGAAGACGAAACCCGUCGCCAUGAGGCCCAGCUAUCAGAGCUCCGAGUCAAACACAGUGCUGCCAUAGACAACCUCCAGGAACAGCUCGACAACAGCAAGAGAUCACGUCAGUCCCUGGAGAAGGCCAAGGCCACGCUAGAGGAAGAGAGGCUGAAUUUGUCCUCGGAGCUGAAGAGUCUCCAAGCGAGCCGCACAGAGAGCGAGAGAGGUCGUAAGAGGGCUGACGGUCAGCUGCAGGAGCUCGGCGCCCGGCUGGCUCAGGCUGACAGAGAGAGGGAGGAGAAGGAGGAGCGAGUGCACAAACUACAGUGUGAGAUUGAGUCUCUCUCCGGCAGUUUGUCCACUUUUGACACCAAAUCCCUUCGGCUCUCCAAAGAGGUCAGCAGCCUGGAGAGCCAGCUACAUGACGCAAAGGAAUUGCUGCAGGAUGAAAGUCGUCAGAAGAUGGCUCUGGCCUCCAGGGUGCGAGCACUGGAGGAGGAGAAGAACGGACUGAUGGAGAGACUUGAGGAGGAGGAGGAAAGAGCCAAAGAGUUCACCCGGCAGAUCCAGACUCACACGCAGCAGCUGGCAGAGGUUCGUAAGCAGUCGGAAGAGGUGAACACUGCAGUGGAAGUCGGCGAGGAGACACGCAGGAAACUUCAGAGAGAACUGGACAGCGCCGUCCAGAGGGAGCGCCAGAAGGAGGAGGAAAAGGAGAGAGUGGAGAGGCAGAGAGAACGUCUGAGGGAGGAGAUCGAGGACAUGACACUGGCCUUGCAGAGGGAGAGGCAGAACUGCACGGCUCUUGAGAAGAGGCAGAAGAAGUUUGACCAGUGUCUGGCUGAGGAGAAGGCAGUGAGCGCUCGACUGGCAGAGGAGAAGGACAGAGCAGAAGCAGACAACCGAGAGAAGGAGACAAGAUAUCUGGCGCUGUCCCGAGCCCUGCAGGAGGCACAGGACCAGAGGGAAGAGCUAGAGAGGAUCAACAAGCAGCUGCGUGGGGAAAUGGAGCAUCUUGUAAACCAGCAGGACGAUGUCGGCAAGAGUGUCCAUGAGCUGGAGCGUACUCGGAGGUCCCUAGAGACGGAAGCCCAGAACCUGCGAGUUCAGACACAGGAGUUGGAGGAGGAGCUGACGGAGGCGGAGAACUCGAGGCUGAGGCUGGAGGUCACCCUGCAGGCGCUCAAAGCUCAGUUUGAGAGGGAGAUCGGCACCAACGAGGAGAAGGGAGAGGAGAAGAGGAGGGCGCUCAGCAAACAGGUGAAGGAGUUAGAGAUCCAGCUGGAAGAGGAAAGGAGUCAGCGGUCUCAGGCCGUGUCCGCCAAGAAGCAGAUAGAAGCAGAGCUGCAGGAAGCCGAAGCCCAGGGGGAGACAGCCUCCCGUGGCAAAGAGGACGCUGUGAAGCAGCUACGAAGGCUGCAGGGUCAAAUGAAGGAAGUUCUUCGCGAGCUUGAUGAGACCAAGUUGACCCGGGAAGAGGUGAUCAGCCAGUCGAAAGACAGCGAAAAGAAAAUCCAAACCCUGGAGGCAGAAGUCCUGCAACUGACAGAGGAGCUGUCUGUGUCAGAGAGACACAGGAGACAGGCUCAGCAGGAGAGAGACGAGGUGGCUGACGAGAUGAUCAACAGCAGCUCCGGAAAAACUGCGUUGAGUGAGGAGAAGCGGAGGUUAGAGUCUCGGGUCAGUCAGCUGGAAGAGGAGCUGGAGGAGGAGCAGACCAACGCUGAACUGCUGGGGGAGAGACAUAGGAAAACGACUCUACAGGUGGAGACUCUGACCGUGCAGCUGCAAGGAGAGAGGACUUUGGCCCAGAAGGCGGAGGCGGCCAGAGAUCAGCUGGAGAAGCAGAACAAGGAGCUGAAGAUCCGGCUGGGGGACCUGGAGGGAGCAGUGAGGGGCAAACACAGGCUCAGCGUCGCCGCCCUGGAGGCCAAGAUAGAAUCAAUGGAUGAGCAACUGGAACAGGAGAGACAGGAACGAGCCAUUGCCAACAAACUGGUGCGAAAGACGGAGAAGAAACUGAAGGAGGUGAUGAUGCAGGCAGAGGAUGAGCGGAGACAUGCUGACCAGUACAGAGAACAGCUGGACAAGUCGAUGGUCCGACUGAAGCAGCUGAAGAGGCAGCUGGAGGAGGUGGAGGAGGAGAACUCUCGCUCCAAUGCCCAGAAGAGGAAGCUGCAGAGAGAGCUGGAGGAGCUCACCGACAACGGUCAGACCAUGACACGAGAGAUCACCUCCCUUCGCAGCCAGCUCAGCAUGCCUGAAUGGAGACCAGAUAAGCGUGCUCCGUUGCCCCUGGCGAUGAGAGGACGCAGGGCAUUGGUUGAUGACUUCUCGUUGGAGAACUCUGACUCGGAAGAGCCCCCAGCCUCUCCGACUCCCUCCUCUGGACUCCCUGGAACCCCGACCCCUUCCUCUGAGCACAACCUCGACCCUCCACCUCCUUACAGCGUCAACAACACAGAGUGACGCACACGUAGAAUCAGUUAAACGCACGUACACACACACACACACACAAACACAAACACACACACAGUCCGGACUACUCAGGGGUGAAGGAGUGACACACUACAAAACAACACUGUAGUUUAUAAAAGAAACAAGUCAUAUAAGAUGCAUACGUCAGGCGCUUUAACUAUAUAACGGCCUCUGAGUAAUUGAUUUUGCCUCAUUUUUUCUAAACAACAACAGAAAACAUGUAAAAAAUGAGAUGUUACAAAGGGUCAACUGGAAUUCAUUUUUAUUUAGUGACAACUGUGACAUAAGAAGCGACAUCGUUAACACUGGAAAAUUCUACCUGACAUUGCAUUGCAUCUUUGUAACUCACUUCUGAGAAACGAGACUACAUCUCCCAGAGCUCAAAGGGGAAAGUGAAUUAUUACCAGCUGAUAUCAUAAUGCUGUACAGUACUUAGAGAGCAGAAAACAUGGUGGUCUUGUCUUUUACAUUAGGAGGUUUUUCAAAACUAAGCCAUGUUUAAGCCGUUGAUGAGGAUUGAAUAUAAUAUACAAUCUGAUUUCACAAAGGGCUGCUGGAGGUUGAAAAUACUUCUGAAAGGUGUUAAGACAAUCGAUAUUAAUGUUACACAAAAAGAAAGUACAGACAAGGAAGAGAGAUUUUCACUUUCUUUAAGACCGUGUGUUAUGUGCAAACAUUUAUAUGUCAAUUAAUACCUGAAAGUUGGAAUAAUCUGAAAAACGGAGAGAAAAAUACCUGAAGGACAGACGACAAUAUCUGAUCAAACUGGGAAGCUUCACACCAAGUUCAGCAACAUAUUGAUAUCAUUUUCAUAUCAUACAGUUUGACCAUAUAAAACAGUACAUGCAGUCACACCUGCUGCAGUAAAGUUGGAUUAAAUGAUAAAUCCUUUUUCUAUAGAUUAGAAUCGGUACGUUGUUAGACAAUGCAGUAGUAGUAUUAGAUGGUUUCUUUAACUAAAGUCUAAACAUAUUCAUAUUCAGAAAUUUUAAAUUGUAUAAUUUAUAUGAAAUAUGACCUUAAGUUAUUGAUCACAAGUCGUUUCCUGUAUAACUCGUGGGAGAAACAUGUUGUUUUGAUUAUUUCUGCUCCUGCUUGCACCGACGUCAGCCUGGCGUGGGCUACAUGUUACAUGUUGGACAGCUUAGACUUGUUUCGACACCCCAACAACAACAACAACAACAACAACAACAACAACAACUGGACACAACAACACACAACUACUGCUGUAUUCAUUUAUGUUUUAAUCCAAAGCAAAACAAAUUGUGACUAUGGAUCUUUUCUUCUUCUUUUUAGACUGAUAAACUUCACAUUUUAUUUUGACAAGCAUCUUGUACAUUGUAAUUUUUUUUUUACAGAUUAACUGUGUAAAUUAUUGAUCAAACAAAGCUUUUGUGUUUAAACAAAUGUGGGGCGUACGGAUGAGAAAAAGGGACAUAAAGUUGUGGUAAACGUAGAAUAGCUGUAGAGUAGAGUAGACGACGGGAGUAGAGGCUUGUGAGUGGUUCUGCGAUCAUCCAGUGACUCUACUGGAUUAUUGCUUUUGUAGAAUAAACUCACUCUGCUCGCAGCUCUUUGUUGAAGAUUAUAAAGAUAAGUGAGCACGAGACUCAAAGCAUUUUCAGAUACGAGUAGUAUUAGUUAAAAAUGACAAUGGAGGCACUGAGGAAUUCAUGUUGAUGAGGCAAACAGCAAGUAGAGCAAAUAGUAGAUUUUUUUACCCUAGAUAUCAAAACUAAAAAAAAACAACCUCACACUCUUAUAUGUGUGUGUGGGGGGGAUGUGAACCAAACACAUGGGGUUUGAUGACGACCCUGCUCUGAAACUGUGGAUUUAAAGAUUUUUCCCUUUCGGUGAAACAUCUCAAUUUUAUUAUUUGACGGAUGAAGGUCUUCUCUUUUUUUUAAAUUCAUUUUAGUUUUGUGUGAGACCUUCCUCAGUACCUGUUGCCUGUCACAGCUUUAAGGCUGUCCAGGAUCUUGACAGCCUUAAAGCUGUGACUGAAAAAUGUUUUGAAGUAUAUAGUUCAACAUUUUGGUGAGUGAGCUUGUUUGCUUAUUUGCCGAGAGUUAAAUGAGAAGGUCCAUUACCUCUUUACUGUCUAUGCGGUAAAUAUGAAGCCACCCCCACUUAGCUCAGCUUAGCACAAGCCUGGAAAUACCUUGCCUGGCUCUGUCCACAUUUUCUGUAACGCUCACUGAUUAACACUUGCAUGUGUGUUAAAUCAGUUCAAAAUCUGAAUUGUAAAAGUCGAGCGGUCAUUUGCCAGACCCUUUCUUACCCAGGCACAGUAAGCGGAAACUGCUCCAGGUUUUUGUCUGACAGAAUUCCCCCCCGUAAAACUGCUUCUCUCCAAAAAAGCUCAUUCAGGUGUGUUCCCCAAAAUGUCAAACUAUUCCUUUAAUGACCUGAGACGUGCUGCUUAAAUCAGAAAGAAUGUCACAUGCGCUUUUACUCUCAAUUGGAUCUAAAAGACAAAGAUUUCCAUUCUAAACUUACAAUUUAUGUUUCUGGAAUUGUUCUGAAUGUUUUUUUGAAUAGGUUUAUGUUCAUACUUUAUGGCAAAGGGUGAAUGAUCCCGUUGGUGUUUACCGUUGACGACACACAGGACCGCUACAAUAGUUCUCUGUUGUCAGGGUUGUUAUUACUGCCCCUUUUUUUUUUUCUUUUCUUCCUUCUGUUUGAAUUAAUAGGUUUAUAUUGCACUGACAAAACAAGACCACUAAGUGUGAACGUUACUCAACAGACCUGGCAUCCCAUGUGUAUCAUACUUCAGCUUCCUCUUUUUGCCAUAUCAGGGUCACCAUAAUUCGCAGUUAGUGACAAGUGAGGAGAGAUCAGACGAGUUGGGUCAAGAAAGAGUUUGACUUCUGAUGACAUAUAUCUAACGCCCAAUUAAAGGGUUCAUUUUUUACUUUCUGUAUGUACAAUUAUUUUAUUUUAGCAAUUUGCAAAUGAUUUUGUUUUAAAAAUGUUGUGUAAAUGCUGCACUUUACACACUACCAGUGGGGACGAACACAGUCAGACACUGUCAGCACAUCAUGUCUGCUUGGGUUAUAACUUAUUAACAAAGAGGCAAAGCAUUAAGCCAAAUGAGCGUCAUGAUACAAUUUGUUGCCCAGGACUAUUCACUUAAAUGUUAUAAUCUCUUAAAAUAUCAUAUCAUCAUCUCUAUGUCACGCCUUGAUAGACCAAAAUCUGAAGACACGUGAAUUGGACUGCUGGAACGAGAACAGAUCGGUUCUGUUCGCCUGUAGCAAGAGACGAGGCCGGUGCUUCUCUGAGGUGUUAUUUCUCUCUGUGUUUGUUUAUGGCUAAUGUGGAACUUGAGACAUUUUUGGAAACAUGUAUUAUUGUUUUAGCCUUUUUUGUUAAUGAUGCUGUAACUAUAAAACAUCUGACUGGGGUUAACUUUAAUAUAUGUUGUUGGUUUUGA